GUUAAAUAUAAAGUCUGGGAUUUUGACUAGUUUCUGUUCAAGGCAAUCAUCAUUUGGAGAAAACCUUUUUACAUUUUAAUGUUGACUCACCACACAGGCAGCCCCCUGUGAUCACCUAAGGAGCAGAAUGGGGGACAAGGGAACAGAACUCGAGGUCAAUAUGAGGGAUUUGGGCCCAGAACCCCAUGAACAAAAUAAUUCAGGAUUGAAGGAACUCAUCAAAACUCUAAUCAAGAAGGUGACAGAGAUGGAAUCAAAGGUGAGUGAGGUUGGUGAGAAGAUGGACAUAUUGAGGCAGGAGGUGCACAGCUCAUUGCUACGGCGACAGAGCUCGCGACACAGCUCCUCUAUAUCCUCCAGCAGCUCUGCGUUCAUCUACACCGGACGUCGAGGGGAGGACCAGGGCCUGUCACACAGUCCUGAGAGAGGCCGCCCCAUACUUGAUGAGAUGGACACAAUUACUGAGAACGAUGUUGCAAGUUAUUCACAUAGGUCCAACAUCAGACAGAACCACUCUGCACCUAAUCUUAUGUCACCGCAGGAAAAUGUUGACAUAGCACCAUCCUUUCACCCAAACAUUUCUCCAUCCAACAGUGAUAGUCAUUUAGGAAUUGAAGGUCCAGUAAACUAUGGGAAGAAAGAGGGGGAACAGGUAUUAGGAAAAUCAGGUGAUUCUGGUGAUUCACUAAAUGGUUACGCUUCACCUAGUGAAAAGAGACAGAAGAAAGACUCUGUGGCAAGCUUUUCUUCAAGUGGCUUUGACUUUGGUCAAGAUACAUUGACCAGAAACUCUUCAGAAACAGAGGUUAAAGAAAUAGAUGAUGAUGAUGAAGCUUCAACCACUGAAGAUACUGAAAGAAAGGCAGUUACAUUUGGUGGGAAUGUGACAGAUUCUGAGGCAGCAUUUGACCAGGAUCAGAAUGACUUUGAAGUUAGGGAAGAUAACACUAAAGAAAAUCUUGAAGAAAUUGAGCCAGAAGUUAAAAAGCGUCCAAGACAGAAAGGGCCCAAUGGUCUCAAUUUUGACAUAGUUUCUUCUUCUGUUUCAAGAGUAUCACAGGUUCCAUCCAAAGUUGGAGCACCAAGAAAGAUUCCAUAUUCAAGUCUGAAAGGAAAACAAACCAAGUUUGCCUGGGACAACAGGCCUGACUUCCUGAUGAACUCAUUCACAGUCGUUGAAGGAGCUGAAGAAGUUAAACCCAAACCCAAGCAAGAUGAUAAGUCUUUAAACAUGGCACCUCUGCUGCCUCCAAACCAGCAACAUCAGCAGCAGCAAGCAGCCCAAUCACAGAAACAACAGCAGCAGCAACAGCAGCAAACAGUAGCACCAUCACUGAAACAGCAGCAGCAGCAGCAACCAGCAGCACCAAAACAACAAGAACACCAAACACCAACAUUCCCUCAGUCCCCAGAGUUUGCGACCAACAACCAGGUGCUGCCCCCUUCAGGGCUGAAGAAUGAACACGGAGAUGAAGACAACAGGUUCCGUGAGGAGGCCCAUGAGGAGAUGUUACAGUCGGGGCCUCCCUACAGACGAAUGGGUGUGCUCUCGAAUGGGAGUCUCAUCAGGAACGGCCUCGGUCAGCGACACAGGGAUCAAGUCGAGGAUGCCCAUAUUCAGGAACUGAUACAGAGAGAAAAAGACCAUGCCCAUGAAUGCAGUGACGUGAAGUCAUCAGGAGUGGACACAGUGAUCUGUCUUGAUGUCUCUGACAGUAUGCAAGGGGAUAAUUUAGAGAAGGGGAUAACUGCCAUCCGACAGCUACUGGAUGGUUUUGAGAACAAUAGUAUAGAAUAUGACUUGGAGGAGAAUGUUGCCUUGGUAACGUUUGGGAAGAGGAACACCAUUGUCCAACACCUGACCAAUGACUUUGACCGGAUCAGGAAAACACUAGAGUGUCUGGAGGUUGGAGGCCCCUCUCCCUUGUGGCUGGGCCUGGCCUUGGCGCUAACAGAGCUCAAUGAGAGGGGAGGAAUAGUUGAUGUUGGUCAGCUGAAGGUUCGCCCCAGGAUCAUCCUGAUCACAGACGGCUUCGCUACAGAGAAGCACAGGCUGAGUGGGACAGACAGCAGUCGGGUUGAGCCUCAGGCAUUCCAAGAACUCCAGCAGCUGUUGGCCUCAAAGCGUGACGUUGUCCAUGGCAUUGACUGUCUCCUCGUCUCUGACAACUAUGCAAAGGAUGUGCUGGCUACUGUUUCUAACAACAGACUGUUUCCAUUGGAUUGUAUAGAAUACCUCACACAACAUUUCAGAAUCCAGGAGAAGGCUAGUGAGGUGUUCAGGCGGCUACGUGGAGGCUCCCUGACAUUUGCCCAGGUACCGGAGGACCUUGCGAAGUCACAACUCAACCAUCUAGCCCAGAAUGAGGUGUUGCUGAUGUUAAAAUCCCUGGACCUGGGUCAGCAAGGGGGCAGCCUUGACCCAGAUGCAAGCAUCAGUCUCCCAAUAACUGAAAACCAGUCGAGGGAGAGUCCCAGACAGUCCCCAGUUCGGGAGCCAAAUCCCCAGCCAACAGAAGAAGACCACCUGAGCACUCAGAACCAAGGUGCCAGACCAAAACAGAAAUCCCUGGGCAAUCCCUUACCCCAAACACUUAGUGGGGCAAGCCAGGAUCUCAUGGAGUCCAAAUUGCCCUCAGACCCCCUUUCCCUGGGGUCCCUGGAGGGGCCCGAGUCGCUGGAGCCCAUAGUGGAUGAAGUAACAGCACCUGAGUUUGGAGCAACUAUCAAGGCCAACCCAGACUGGGUUGGAUACCAGACCCGACACAGCUUAACAGGGACAGUCAUUAGUAAGAGGAAAAAUGGGAUGGUGAAGGUUGUAUGGAGUGAUGGUACCAUUGAUAAGCUCAGGUACGGGGUAGGAGGGGUGUACGACAUCACCCUGGUGAAGAACCAAGGUGGGGAACAGGCAGUCAUGAGCAUCGGGGCACUCGUGGUCAGAGGUCCAGACUGGCGCUGGGGAGAGCAGGAUGGACGAGAAGGGAACACCGGAGUUGUCCUCAAAAUUGAGAAAAGUGUCCUACAUGUGAUAUGGCAACAUGGUGGCCAGGGAAACUACAGAUAUGGAUACAGCAAAAAAUAUGACGUUAAGCUGCUAGAACCUGGUCCAAAAGCAGGUCCAAGCCCUUCCCCGCCAGUGGAUCCCCGGGUUUUGUGGCAAGUUUGUGACCCUGAGGGCAUCUGGCGGCCAUUUCCCCCAGAGGUAAAUGCAACCACAGAGAAAAUGUUCCAGAAAUCACCAACCAUCGCAUUCCUUGUUAAGAUACAGAACAGACAGUGCAAAGUAUUGUUAGGAGAGAAAAAGCUAUGUGACCUGUUAACUCAGAAAAACUACCCAAUACGCAGAGAAGAGGCACCAGGAAGUGACACAGGUAGCCAAUCAGGGACCAGCGAAAACCAACAGUGAUGAUGCGGAGUGAAUGUUUCAUGUGUGAACAUUGGCUGCUCCUUACAGUGGGUUGUAGAACUCAACUGGAUUAAAAUCCAUGGGCUUUGUCAAUGUGAUACCGGUUACUCAUUUUAUAUCCAUCUACGUUGGAAAUUGAACUAUGAAUGUACUCCUUAUGUAAUGAUAAUUAUUGUUUUAAUCUUUGGAUGCAUGCUAUAAUUUUUUUUUGUUCAAAUGGAUAUUGUCAUAACUGCUUGAUUUUAAGGUAUAUUUUAAAUCAGUGUUUAUAACGAUGAUGAAUUGUUUGAUCAAUAAUCUAAUAAGUAUGUGUUAUGUGAGAUUGCCUUUAUUUUAUUUAAUUAUUUUUUAUCAUUGAUAUUUCAUUAAUUCAUUGUAAAAAAUAUUUACAACUUGUGAGAGCUCUUGUUUAUUCUAUAAUAUUGAAAUGUAGUUAUGAAAGAACAACAAUCAUCCAGUUAUACUUAUAUCUAACUGAAAGCUUUUAUUAUAAGUUUCCCAUGCCAGCCAUAGGCUUUUAUUGAAACCCAAUGUUGUUGGAACUAUUUUUUUCCUUUUACAAUGGAAAGUAUAAUUUUUGAAUUCUACAAAAAGGGCAUCAUACCUAAAAAUAUUUUUUCUAGCCCUUACCAAACAAGCAUUCUAUGUAAUUGGACAAUAUUUAAUUCAACAUCAUAAUUCACAUAUUCAUCAAUAUUUGUAUUAUAUGUUAUGGUAAAUGUUGUACGGUACUCCACUCAAUCAACAAAUGUGAGUACAUUCACAAAUGUACAAUAUUUUAUGUAGCAUAGAAAUUGGUUUAUAUAUGUUGAGUUUUUUUGUUUGUAACCACUAAAUAUAAGAGUGCAUUGUACAUUUAAAUAUGUAUCUGUAUGUAUCUAAUUUUUACACAUUUGUUCACAUUUGCAUACAACAAUAGCCAUUUAUGAUGGCUUGUUGGUAUAUCAUUAUUGUUAAAUAAAUGUUUUGUUAAUAACUUUGAUAACAUUUUUUUGAUAACCAAAAUUUGACAUAUAAACCAAUUUAUACCAAUUAUAUACAGGGGUUCCUUAAAAACUUUAAAACCUAACUGCAACUUCUACAUGUAUGUGUACAUGUGUAGCUACACAAAGGAGUGCAUGUUCAUGGUUUGUUUCACAAUCCCUGUAUUAUUCCGAAUGAUUCUAAGCUAUGCAAUAAUGUAUAAAUAGGCCGCGCAACAACAAUAAUAUAAGUGGACUGUGCUUCCUUAUUAGUUCUUCAGGAAGUUUAUGUUCCCAAUCUUAUCAAGUGUCAUAAGAUCACAACUGAAUACUAAUCAUGUGUCAGAAAUAAAUUGAAAGAUUAAACUUGUUAAUCUAAAUAAGCAUAGAUUAAUAUUUCCAGCCAGGGUAUUUGUUUCAAAGUAUAAAUCACUACAACUCGUAACAAUUUGGGAUCAUCUAUUUUGUAAUGUUUCCAAUGAGUUGUUUGUUUUUUUAGAAAAAAAGUAUUGAUCUACAUGUAUAUUAGAAAUAUAAUAAUGAAAUAUACUCAGUGUUUAAUAGAUGUAAUCAUACAUUUCUUCUUAAAUUAGUUGAAAUGUAGAACUUGAUUGAUACAAUUGAGCAAAGGUUAAAGUUACAAUGAUAUAUACUCCACUUUGGACUAAACAUGGGUUUCAAAGCUCAGGAAUUCGUUCUGAAAUCAGGCAGGAAAGCUUUUAACUUUGAUUAUUUAACAGUUGUUAAGAAUAUUUUUGCAUGGACAUUGGCAUCAAAAACAGUAGGCAGUACCUUGGAAUUAAUAUAAAUGGGUUUGGAAAUAUGGGUUAGAUAAGUGAGUGAUUAAGGGCCAUCAUGGCCCUCUUCUUUUUGUAUCUCAAUCAAACAUGUACAGCAAUUUGAUAUCUAUGAGCUUGGUUCCUUUUGAAAACCAGCUUAAUCUGCUCUUGUGUGAGUGGAUUAUGGCCCUUGAAAUUGUGUUGCUCUAUUUAAGUUUACUCUAAGGGAGACAAUUGUUACAGAUAGUUGUGAAAUAUUGUAGUGCUUGUCUCCCUGUACCCUUUAAACAUACGGUUCACUUUGAAUGUGUGCUGUACUGACACAUAUUAAAAUAGUUCAUCCAACUAAUCUGCUUACUACAUUGUUUUGCCUCACAUGUUGAAUAAGCACCAAGUAUUAUUAUGAAGAAUAUAUAUUUUAGAAAUUAAUUCACCAAGUAUAGAACAUGUGUAAUAUAUCUGACGUCCCAUCAUUGUUUUAUAAUCAUACAUUGCUUCUAAAGUCCGUCAAAAUGCAGAGCAUGAUCGAUAGAAAUAUAUAAACUAAAGAUGUAGGUUACUAUGAUGUAAUCAAUGACUUAGACUAGUUACAGUCAAAACUGUGAUACCAGAACAUAUGCCAUAGUAUUUAUUCGAGUCAAAAUGAUACAAGUCUGCUGUCUUUGUUUUUUUGCCUUUUAAUAAGAGCAAAUGAUUGAUUAAUGUUUGUAUUGAGAACUCUUUAAAGAUGUGCUAAAUAAAUUAUGAACAAGC
Molecule: messenger RNA, 5900 nt
Organism: Mya arenaria
Lineage: Eukaryota; Metazoa; Mollusca; Bivalvia; Myida; Myidae
Exons: 21
Coding region: 128-3406 (1092 amino acids)
Biological process (GO): protein ubiquitination
Cellular component (GO): cytoplasm
Molecular function (GO): metal ion binding; ubiquitin-protein transferase activity
Source: RefSeq, a predicted model, not a curated record